Brachypodium distachyon (stiff brome) is the source of this 1594-nucleotide messenger RNA. Its product is annotated as transmembrane protein 56. The record is from RefSeq and is a predicted model, not a curated record. The coding region runs from base 443 to 1243 and encodes 266 amino acids. Gene Ontology annotation, cellular component: endoplasmic reticulum; membrane. The transcript has 9 exons. Gene Ontology annotation, biological process: lipid homeostasis. Lineage: Eukaryota; Viridiplantae; Streptophyta; Magnoliopsida; Poales; Poaceae.
CCCCACUCCCCCCUUGGCUUGCCUUGCGUUGCCUUGGUGCUCACCGCCAACCCGGAACAGCGCCAGCGCAACGCACCACCGGGAGAGAAAUGGAGCCGCCGCGCCUUCCCUUCCUCCCCGCCGCCUUCUCCUUGCCCGUCCCUGCGCCGCGCGUGUAGCGGCAGCCACGCUUCCCCUCCCUCACUGCGCGGCUUCUCCUCCCUGACUCCCUCCCUUCUUUACCAGGUGCGGCAAUCCCCUCUUCUUCUUCUCCUCCUCCUCGCCUGCCUCCUGUGCUCUGACCUACCCAACCUCCAAUCCUCCCAAGCCGCCGCCGCCGCCUCAAACCUCUUACGCGCGUUGCUGAUCCCGUUCUAUCACAUCGUGCUCGUGCUCGUGCCCCCCUGCUUUCUCCACCCCGUCCGCAAGGGCAUUGGUUUUCGAGGUGUCUCAAGCCGCAAGGAUGGCGAUGACGGCCUACAAGUAUCAUGCUCAGGCGAUGAUGAGGGACUACUUGCUAGCUGAUCCACUCGUUCCGUACACCUCGGUGCUCAUUGGAGUUUUCUUGUGCAAGAUGGCUUAUGAUCUCACACGGAUAUUAAGCUCAUUUUACUUCAAGGGCUAUUCUUCGUUGACAAAGAUACAGCGUGUUGAAUGGAACAACAGGGGUAUGUCCAGUGCACAUGCGAUCUUUAUUGCAGCUAUAUCAUUAUAUCUUGUUGUGUCAACAGAUCUUUUCUCUGAUCGCCUUAAGGGGCCUAUUACAUACCGUAAUUCUGUCGUCUCCACUUCUGCAUUAGGGGUCUCUGUGGGUUACUUCAUCACCGAUCUUGCAAUGAUCUUCUGGUUGUAUCCUUCCCUUGGUGGAAUGGAAUAUGUCCUCCACCAUACUCUUUCUCUAGUUGCAAUAGCUUACACAAUGCUGUCAGGGGAGGGACAGUUUUACACAUACAUGAUUCUUAUUUCAGAAACAACCACCCCUGAAAUCAACAUGAGAUGGUUCCUUGACACUGCUGGACUGAAAAAGUCAAGCGCCUACCUGGUUAAUGGCAUUAUGAUAUUUGUUGUAUGGCUGGUGGCAAGGAUAUUUUUGUUUGUGUACGUGUUUUACCACAUCUAUUUGCACUACAGUCAGAUAACGCAGAUGCAUGCAUUCGGAUACUACUUGACAUUGACUGUGCCAUCUGUGCUCUUCAUCAUGAACGCAAUGUGGUUUAUGAAGAUAUUGAAAGGGGUGAAGAAAACACUGGCAAAAUGGUCAUGAUCAGUUGGGGGCUUCAGACCAGAACUAUCCACCUUGGUGUUCCGCUGGUGCUGCGUGAGCUCUCGAUGUGUAAAGUUAAGAAUAUAAGCAUAACUAGGGAAAGUGAAUAUGUAAAAUACUAGUAGUAAACAAGUUAGAUUAUUAGGUAAAAUUGUGCUAUUUUUCAGUGAGCUGGAAUUUCCUAGCCACUUUGGCAUGUACUGUAGUUCCAGCAUGCUGUUCCGUACUUCAUUUUCCCAUCCUUAAGUCUUGUGUAUACCAGUAAAAAUUCCAGUGCAUCUCUUAUCCACAGUAAGACUUCCGAUGCUAAUUCGAAAAUCUGAUUUGUGACAAUACCUUAGCAGUUCUUUA